AGGAGUGGUCACCUUCAUCGACUUCAUGAAACCAACACAGGAAACAAGGCUACCUGAGGAAGAGUAUAUACAACAAACUACAUGUUUUCAAUGUGUUAUGUUUGUAUAGUCUAGUCAUUCAACUGUAGGAGAAAUAAAAAGUGGUUGCAAUCUAUAAUGGAUCCUAACGAUUUCAACAGUGGUGGGCGAUCAUCAACUUUAUCCGACAAUGGACAACAGUCACCUGGUCAUGGCCACUCGCUUGUUAGAAAAUCGUUCUCCGAGGCAUCCGUGAAAAGGCAAGCGGUGAAGAGACAUCAUCAUAAACACAAUCUGAAGCAUCGGUAUGAAUUUCUUGAAACUCUUGGAAAAGGGACUUACGGAAAAGUGAAGAAAGCAAUCGAGAGAUCCGGUAGAAUGGUUGCCAUUAAGUCCAUCAGAAAGGAGAAGAUCCAGGAUGAGCAGGACCUAGUGCACAUUCGCAGAGAGAUUGAGAUCAUGUCCUCACUCAAUCACCCCUACAUCAUCACCAUAUAUGAAGUGUUCGAGAACAAGGACAAGAUUGUGAUUGUGAUGGAGUAUGCUAGCCGAGGUGACCUAUACGACUACAUCUCUGAAAAGCAGAGGAUCUCAGAACGCGAGGCCAGACACUUCUUCAGACAAAUCGUGUCAGCUGUACACUACUGCCACAGGAAUGGGAUAGUACACCGGGACUUGAAGCUGGAGAACAUUUUACUAGAUGGAAAGGGCAAUAUUAAGAUUGCUGACUUUGGGCUGUCCAACCUGUACCGUGGUGAUGAGUACCUGCAGACGUUUUGUGGCAGCCCUCUGUAUGCUUCUCCAGAGAUCGUUAACGGGCGGCCAUACAAAGGGCCCGAGGUGGACACCUGGUCGCUGGGCGUUCUGCUCUACACCCUGGUCCAUGGUGCCAUGCCCUUCGAUGGGCAAAACUACAAGAACCUGGUUCAGCAGAUUAGCACUGGAAACUACCGCAAACCCACCAACCCUUCAGAUGCCUGUGGGCUGAUUCGUUGGAUGCUAAUGGUAAAUCCUGAGCGCAGAGCUACCAUAGAGGAGAUCGCUGGACACUGGUGGCUCAACUGGGGUUACCAGAAACCCCUACUGGCCGAGGGUGAGAAUGCGACAUUGCUACAACCAAGUGAGAAGACCACUGCAUCCACACAGCAGCCUGGAGGCCUUGCAAGCAUUGCCAGUUGGCUGCGUCGAAACUCCCGGCCCUUACUGGAGAACAGCUCCAAGGUGCGCUGUCUGCUGCGGUCCCACGGGAGCGGUGGAGGGGAUGUGGUGCGGCAGCGGUCCCUAAGGAGGUCACGCAAGGAGAACAACGUGUCCCAGACCAUGAAUGAUGGGGCCACCGCUCGGCCCUCCAAGGGCAUACUGAAGAGACGAGGUAGCCUGAAACAGAAGGCCCUCAGCGAGGCUACAACCUCAGUGAUGGAGGAACCAGUGAGGGACUAUGAACUCUCCACCCCGGCCCAGGCCCUGCCUGUUGCAUCACUGCCCCGCAAAGGCAUCUUGAAGAAACCAGCCGAGCGAGAGUCUGGCUACUACUCUUCCUCCCCAGACAGCAGUGACUCUGCCCAGACACCCCAGGCCCAGCUCUGCCCCUCAGCACCGCCCCACCGAAAGGGAAUCCUGAAGCGCCACGGUAAGUUCUCUUCAGGCCUACUGCAGGAGUUUGGGUCUCUGGACCAGCUGGCGGCCUCCCUGCCAAGGGGGGGCACGAGAGCACGACCCAGCGGGGCAAUCAGCGAGGACAGCAUCCUCUCCUCUGAGUCCUUUGACCAGCUGGAUCUGCCUGACCGCGUGGGGCCAGCGGCACCCAGCGAACGCCCAGCCAAGGGCACCAUGAGGGGCUGCGUGUCUGCUGACAACCUCCUGGACAUCCGAGAAGAGGGGCUUGGGCAAGACCUGCUGAGGCAGAGAGGACCCUGGGACAUGGCCUGUUACCAGUCUGGGGUGGCUGACAGCGCCUUCUCCAUCACAGACUGUGAGAACGUGACAGAAGCCUACAAGCAUGCCAUGGUGAUUGGAGGAGCUGCAGUCAGCUGAGGACCAGCAAGUGUCCCAGGACAGUAUAAUACAGCAUUCUCAAAGGACUGAGGCAGUUGUUUAAAGUUGGCUGAUAGCUGAACACAUUUGUGGUAAUGUGUGACUUGAUAGCCAAAGUGGUAUAGGAGAAGUGCGAAGCUACAGUAGCCACUCGUGAUGUGACAUUGUUUUGAUGCAGUACUAUAAGAACUUUACCAAAAACAGAUUCUAGCAAAGGGAGAAAGAAUCUAGGCUCAUAUCAGACUUAUUGCUAGUUUAGACAAACAUUGUAAAAUAAAUGCCUUUCAAUUAGUUAACUAGAUCAGAGGUUUGAGUUAUUCCCAUUUUUUUGUUUCUUUGCCAGGGAGAUCCAGACUUCAAUACAAUAUUUUUUUUCAGGGACUAAAUGUUUAGUCAGAAGAACAGAGGGUACAGUGUUUUUCAAAAAUAUUGGUAGCUGUUAAUUGUGACAUUUUGUCUGGACCAAGUUCUAAUUGACUUUGGAGGGUUUUCAAUGUUGACUUUUGGAUUUUGAUUUCAAAAUGUAGCAUUUUUGUUCAGGGUUUGAGGGAAUUGACAGUUUAAUACCAAAGCUAAAAUGUGAAAACAUGUAGAGCACAAAUUUUUUCUGUCCAAUCACCAUGUUAAUAAGACAUUCAACUUUUAGAACUGGAAUUGAUUUACACCUGGAAAGAUGACUCACAAUAAUUAGUAAAGGUAAUGACAUCCAUUAAAAGGGCAAUCUGCAGUUGGUACAUCCAUUAUUAAACAUUUAAAUGAAUGAUGAAUAUAACUUAUAGAUGCCUCAUCAGCUUAGUUCAACUGUCGUACCCCAUCAGAACUCAAAAUAUGAGCUUGUUCUACUCCUUUUGUUUUAAUAAAUGUAAACUGAAACUAAUCUUGAAGUCAUGGAUGGUCAGUCCCUUUAUACAUAGCUCUGUACAUUGAGUGGUUACAUUUCUCCAGCCCCACCCCUCAGCUGUUUACCAGGCUACCGCUUUAUUUUUCAAACUGCAGAUUGCCCCUUUAAGCCCUGAGGCACACUAGCACGAACUUGUCGAACCUGCUACUAUUCUAUUCAGCCUAAGUUUACUCUGUGUACAGUGCAUUACAGAUGAAAACCUUUUUAUUUUGGCGGGUUAAGUAUUGUAGCAGUAUUCCAGUUCUCUGGAAUUAAACCAUGCUCUUUAGCAUGUGUGGUAACUAGUUAAUGUGUAACUUCCCCAGAGAGUGAACUGAAGAACUAGUUCAGACCGAUACGUGACAUUUUUAUGAGUUAAUUCAUUUACAAGGACGGGUCUAAAGGUGUGUUUCGGUUUCCCAGUAACAGCAUGUGGCCAAAGAUUGGGAUUUGUGACUUUGAUGUGCCCUCUGGGCAUUUCAUGAUUAUGACUAGGAUCGAUUCAAUUUAUUCUGUUUUAACACCUAAAAAUGAUUAAUACUAUGAAAAAUUGUGCCUAGGAGCUGCUCAGACUAUUGAAAUCUGAUAAUUAUAUGUUUCAGGGUUCACUUGAAUGUGGAACAAACUGCACACACAGCUUUGCACAAGGGGCUACAACAACAAGUGGCUGUUCAAUGACUGGAAUGUGGUGAUUUCUUAUUGUUGGUUAUUAAUAGGUUGAUUUUAUAUUUAACACUGUAGGGAUAAAGGGAAAUAUAACUCUUAUUUUUAGUAGUAUACAAGAGCGAUCAACAAAGGAGGUUAAAACACAAAGAUAUUCACACUUUGAUGCUCAAACAGAUUCAGGUGAUUAUUUUAUCCCCCCUCAGUAUUAUACAGGAACUACAAAAUGUUUAUAUAGUUCCUUUAAGUGACCUAUCAAUUGUUAGCCAACUCAUGUCAACACAACCAUAAAAAUAUGUUGCCAUGUUAAUAAAUACAGGUAAAUCUAAGCAAUAUGUUUUUCAUGAGUUGGACAUGAUCCAUGUUUGCCAAAGUGUCUGGCUUAUCUGUUGUCAGCUUGUACUCUGAUCUGACUUGGCCCAGUGAAUCAAACAUUUAAAAAAAAUAAUAACUGUC
Messenger RNA from Oncorhynchus gorbuscha (pink salmon), 4051 nucleotides. It is a transcript of the gene nuak2, whose product is annotated as NUAK family, SNF1-like kinase, 2. Gene Ontology annotation, cellular component: cytoplasm. Bases 157 to 2052 code for a protein of 631 amino acids. Gene Ontology annotation, biological process: microtubule cytoskeleton organization; intracellular signal transduction; protein phosphorylation. The record is from RefSeq and is a predicted model, not a curated record. Gene Ontology annotation, molecular function: protein serine/threonine kinase activity; ATP binding; tau-protein kinase activity. The transcript is spliced from 6 exons. NCBI's taxonomy places the organism in Eukaryota, Metazoa, Chordata, Actinopteri, Salmoniformes, Salmonidae.